GUAGAAUUGCACCGCACAUGACAGGCAGCAUACUCCCUCCGACAAUUGACAGCCCACACCUUACCGCCCCUUCAACGACUCACUUGGCCGUCGUCACCGCAAUCUCAGUCAACACCGCACCCGCCGACCGUGCUUAGUCGCCUCGACGGACCCAUUUUGAAUUUCUAGACGCGACUUCACGCGUCAAAGCGUCUGGAGAGACUAUACAAGGCUGUUGAUGCCCUUGUAGCCCAGUCUCGCCAUGGCUGCAGCGCGUCGACAACAUUCCAUGCAGAUUUUUCAGGACCCUGUACAGCCUCACGACCACCACCAAGUAAACGCCUUUGAUCCACGCGACCUCGACGCCUUCACGUCCAUCACCGACGUGUCCAACAACUCAAACACCCUCCUCGCCCCUCCCGCAUCCUUCACCGCCAAAGCAUCGCCCCGCAAGACCCGCCAAGUCUCCAGCUCGCCUCCACCCAGUGCCCUUACCGAGAAGGGUCUCAACACGGUCAAGAUACCGCCGCCGCAAGAGCAGUGGUUUCGCACCGACGCGCCCACCAAGAAGGUCCAGGCUGCGCUUUCGCAAGACUCCAAUCCAAUGGUCGGCGAACUCCAGUACUGGUCCGGCUAUCCGUCCCACAUGGAUAAGGAGAACGCCUAUUAUUCUGGCCCCGUAAUGUCCGCCAUGUCAGCGGCAGAGCCACCUAUGAAGCAGGGAAACAAGCGACCACUGAUGGACGCUGCCCCAUUACGCGACCGCACUAACAUGAACAUCACCAAGAAGCAGAAGUUCGUCAAGGACAUCAAGAUCGAAGACGUGGACGGACCGCUACCCAACCCAGACCAAAUGCCCACUGUUGAGGACGACGGCAACAAGCCUUCUUACAGCUAUGCUAUGCUCAUCGGCAUGGCUAUUCUAAGAUCACCGAGCCGUCGGUUGACCCUCGCGCAGAUCUACAAAUGGAUCUCCGACACAUUCGCUUUCUACCGCAAUUCACAAGAGACUGGAUGGCAAAAUAGCAUCCGCCACAACCUCAGUCUUAGCAAAUCGUUUUCCAAGCAAGAACGCCCCAAGGACGACCCUGGAAAAGGCCACUAUUGGGUCAUUAAUGCUGGAUUCGAGAAGCAAUACCACAAGGUCAAGCCUGUACGCCGACCGGCACCUCCAGAAUCCCUUGCUCCGGCAUAUACUAGUGAUCUCCCGCGUCCUUCCACAUCCAUGUCGGCUAGCUUCCCACCCAUGAGUUCGACAAAGGGAUUUGACUCGAGCAAAUUUCCGGAAGAGGCCGAGCUACCUUCUUCCGAAGCUACCAUCCCUUGCUCUGACCCUGCUGCGCAUGACGGACAUGAUCCUAUUAGCAUGCCGCCGCCCCGUCAGAUGCCAUCUUCGCCUCCACCAGCCGACAUCCACUCAUCACCUCCUCCACCUGUCUCUCGAUCUCGUUCAGUGCGUGAGGACACACCGCCACGCGCCCCACACUUCGCACCCAACAGCCGCUCGGGCGGAUGCCGGCGCAAGUUCAACGGUCUCGGUGACAGCGGUUACUACUCGUCCAUCGAAUCGUCUGCAACCAAGGGUAACCCAAUGGGACCUUUACUCACUUCCGAGGCGGAUCUCGAUCGUCCCAGUCUUAAGCGUGGACGUGCUGAAGAAGAGAUUGCCCGCAUACGUGGCUCCUCUUACGAUUCUCCCACCAAGACUAGGUCUCACAAGCAGUCUGUCAUCUCGUCGCCGGUCCGCCAGGGUACCAAGGUUCUCGACCCUCUUACCCCUGCUAUCGUCUUCAAACGGCCUGCUCUUCCACCCGCUUCCGCAUCACCUAACACUAAUCUACGUAACCACCGUAACAAGAUGCGAGAACUAGUAGGCGGCUCACCAGACAAGAGCCUUGCUAUGUGGGUUGACACUUCCUUCCUUGACAACAAAGCUUGGAGCCCAGCUGUAUCCAUCCCCAACGAAGAGAACGUCAACCUCGUCGGACAUGGUUUCGAGAGUACCUUUGACAUCUUUGGAGAUUUUGGCUACAAUGAGAGCCCCCUCAAGCGUUCAACCAAGCGCCCCCGCCUCGAACGUGCUGUCACCACAAGCGGUGUUCUCGCCGACAUUACUGGCGCGAAGGGGAACAUGGCCAACUCACCUACUCCCAACUGGAAGAUGUCAUCGUCUUUCCUCAAUAUCCCAGACCUAUCGCCUGCCAAGAAGAUGUCGCCCAUUAAGGCCCCCGUGCUGAAGUCUACUGCAUCUACCCCUCUGUCCCAGUUCGCUCUUACCCAGCCUAAGAAAGAGAACGCACACACGGGUCUUACGCCUCCUCAGUCCUUCCAUGUUCCUGCAAAGCCGCAACAGCCACAGCAGGAUGACGAGGACAUCUUCCAUCUAUUGCACAGUGACGAGUCUGAACCAGGUAUUGACCUGCUUCAAGGCUUUGAGAAGAUUGGAGCAAGGACCCUGGCCAUCGCCCCCAACGGAUCGCCCCAGAAGAAGUCUGCGAGACCAAGCUUGGCUCGUAGUUCUACUACUCGAUUCUAAAUCAACUACAACCCCGCCAUCAUGACUGGCUUUUGGCUCAAUCCUACUUUUGUACGCCACCCCCGGAUCUCAUCAUCUGGAUCUGGAUACCUCUUUGUUCGCCAUUCUCGAUACCCCUCAUCUUGCGACUACGUCUUUUAGCUCUUACCUCCUG
Molecule: messenger RNA, 2669 nt
Organism: Alternaria rosae
Lineage: Eukaryota; Fungi; Ascomycota; Dothideomycetes; Pleosporales; Pleosporaceae
Product: forkhead box protein J2
Exons: 1
Coding region: 242-2515 (757 amino acids)
Biological process (GO): regulation of transcription by RNA polymerase II
Molecular function (GO): RNA polymerase II cis-regulatory region sequence-specific DNA binding; DNA-binding transcription factor activity, RNA polymerase II-specific
Source: RefSeq, a predicted model, not a curated record